Messenger RNA from Jatropha curcas, 768 nucleotides. The record is from RefSeq and is a predicted model, not a curated record. NCBI's taxonomy places the organism in Eukaryota, Viridiplantae, Streptophyta, Magnoliopsida, Malpighiales, Euphorbiaceae.
AUGAUAGCCGAAAAACGGUUAUUAUAUGAGGAGAACGAAGGAAAGAGAAAGAAGCAAUUUAAAGAAACGAUAGAAGAGACUUUUGAAUAUGCAGGAGCCUCAUAUUUGGGAGAUUUCUUGCCUAUUUUGCAGUGGAUUGAUUAUGGGGGAUUUUUGAAAAGAGCGGAACGACUUGGUAAAAGAACUGAUAGUCUAUGGCAAAGUUUUAUCGAUGAACAUAGAAAGAAAGAAAUAAAGAACACCAUGAUUAGCCAUCUGCUUUCUUUGCAAGAAUCAGAACCAGAAUAUUAUACAGAUGAAGUUAUUAAGGGUCUUAUUCUGGAUAUUGUAUUUGGUGGGACUGAAUCAACAGCCAUUACAAUAGAAUGGGCAAUGUCAAAUUUACUUAAUGACCCUGAAGUUCUGGAGAAGGCAAAGAAAGAGUUGGACACAAAGAUCGAUGAUAAAGAAAGCUUGAUGGAUGAAACUGUUGUUUCUAAAUCACCAUAUCUUCAAAGUAUUAUAACAGAAACCCUAAGAUUGCAUCCACCAGGUCCACUCCUUAUUCCACAUUUAUCAUCUCAAGAGUGUAAUGUUGGAGGGUAUGAAUGUGCUGAUUCAGUGCUUGAAUGGAAGUCUUUGAUUCAGUGCUUUGAAUGGAGAAGGGUAAGUGAUCUGGAAAUUGAUAUGUCUGAAGGGAUUGGACUCACCAUGCCCAAAGCUCAGCCAUUAGUGGCCAUGUGCAAGGCACGUGAUAUCAUGACGAAAGCCCUAUCUUCUUCUCCAUGA